This is a messenger RNA of Oryza sativa Japonica Group (Japanese rice), 3309 nucleotides long. RefSeq names its product ubiquitin carboxyl-terminal hydrolase 2. Lineage: Eukaryota; Viridiplantae; Streptophyta; Magnoliopsida; Poales; Poaceae. Gene Ontology annotation, molecular function: cysteine-type deubiquitinase activity. The record is from RefSeq and is a predicted model, not a curated record. Gene Ontology annotation, cellular component: cytosol; nucleus. Gene Ontology annotation, biological process: protein deubiquitination.
UCCGCCUCUCUCUCUUCGCACGCGCGCUUCUUCCCCAACCUCUCUCUCUCUCUCUCUCUCUCUCCUCCCACCCACCUCGGCGGCUCGGCCUCGGCGUCGCGGGACGCCGCGGCUCGCGGGGCGAUCGAUUCGGGGUCCUCCUCGCGUUUCCCGGUCUUGCGCCCCAGGCGUGAUGGAAGAGGAGAAGAGCGCGAUGGAGACAGGAAAGGGGAUGAGCCCGCAGUAUGCGGUGGCGCCCGAAUCUGGAUGCGGCGACACUGCGCCGCCGGAUGAGGUGAGCAGCCCGGAACAGAAGGCGGCGGCGGCGUCGACCAGCAACACCGAGGGGAGGGUAUGCCCCCACUUCGACCCUUUCCAGGACGGCGUGCUCAAGUUCAUCUCGGAGCUCAGGUCCUACUCCUACGAUUGCGCCCCGAGGUGUGACCAUUACCUGUGCGAGAACAAGGUGGAAAAGAGCAGUAUCCUGGUUUGCAUCGACUGCGACUUGCAUUUCUGCAUUGGGGACGGGACCAUGAACAAGCCGCAGGGACAUGCCCGGUGGCAUGCCGAUCUGGAGGAGCAUUGUGUUGGUGCUUUGCUCGGUGAGCCGGAAACUCUGUACUUCUUCAUCUGUGAACGUCUUCUGGACUUGGAUGUCAGCAACAUGCAGCGUGGAGACUUCUCAUGUGGCAAGGAAGAAAUUGAUAGGAUCGAGUCAGAUGUCAGCUCCUCCAAGAAUGCUGUCGUGUGCCAUCAUCAUUCGUUUGACACGGAGAACAUUGUUAUCAUCAAGGAUUUCGUUGAAUCUGAAAAGGGUGACCCAAUGUGUGAUAAUGAAACGUGCCUAACCACCGGGGAGCACCACAUGAUGGUGUGCUCAGAAUGCAAAGGGUAUUUCUGCAUUGAGCCAGCCACCAAGGCUAAGCCGCAAGGGCACAUCCGGGAGCAUGCAUUGCUUCAGGAGCAUUGGGUUGCAGUGUGGCACAAUGAUCUGUAUGUUGGUUACUGCUUUGAAUGUGAAGAUUCCUUGGUCAUAGGUGGUGAGGAGGGCAAGGAGGGAUUGGCAGUCAACGCAGAGGCAGGUUCUCAUGCAUCUGGGUCUUCUGACGGGCAUGGCUGUGUUAUCAGAGGGAUAUCGAAUCAAGGAAACACUUGCUUGAAUGCAUUGUUGCGGUGCCUCCUUGUUCUUGGAAAGCUGCGGGCAAGGAUGUUUGGACCGAAUGCUCCAUUGGGGAUCCUUGGUACAAUACUGCGUGGUCUCUUUGUUGAUGCAAACAGCGUGAGGCAUGCACCAGGCCCGCUGAACCGGGCGUUGCUCUUGGCUUGUGUACGAAGGUUCGACUCAUGGUUGAUAGGCACUUCAAUUCAUGACAGCCAUGAAUUACUUUGCUGUUUGCGCAAUAGAUUGAAUGAGGAGGAUAAGAUAAUAAGGCCUCCAAACAAGCAACAGGGUGCUCCUAGUUCUGUGGCUCCUACCGUCAUUGAUUCCAUAUUUGGUAGUGAGCUGUCUGUUACCACCUCUUGCAAACGUUGCUCGUUUAAGUCUUAUUCCUGUGAUGUAUUCUAUGAUCUCUCAGUGCCAUUGCCACCAAAGGGUGCUCCAUCCAAUAGUGUUGCAUCACCACCACAGAAUGAAAGACCUAUAUCUCAAUGUAAGAUUUGUGUACUUUCUGAAGGCGGUGAUUCUCAGAUUCCUGCUUCAGAAUUGGAAGAUACAGUCAUGGUGAAAACAUCAGAUCCUUUGGAAGUUGAUUCUAAUAAAUUGGAACAGAUCGUGCAAAGCAAGGACGCUGUACAUUGUCCUUUGCAGUCCCCAACAAUGAAAGAGAAUACAUGGAUAGCAUCAGUCAGUGAUGUAGAGAAAACUGACACUGCUGUUCUUGAUAAUGCGUUCAGUGGGCUAAAAGUUAGUACAGAAGCCAAGAUGGUCAUUUCCUCAGCAGAAAUUAAUUCAGAAAACAAGGGGAAAGCUCGAAGUCUUGAUAUUAUUUAUGAUGAGGCAGAGGAUAUCAACUCUCUUGUGUCAAUUGAGGAGUGCUUGAAGUUGCAUAUUGAAUCAGAGAUGAUAGAGUGGACCUGUGAGAACUGUUCCAAGGUUGCCCAGAAGGCAAGCACUAUAAGUGGUAAAGACGGUGAACAGAUGAUGGCAAGUACCAAUGUGAAUAGGACGGUUUAUGGAGACCAGGCUGAACAGUCAGACAGGAAAACAUGCCAAAGGGAGCUAUCUAGCGAUUUGAUCAGACUUUCUGUAGAAUGCAGUUCUUCAAGUAGCCAGCCACAUGGUUCUGGUGUACAAAAUCAUGAUAUGCCUGCAGUGGACAUAAAAACUUGUGGAGAGACUUCAGGGAUGAGCUCUGUUGAAAAAGACUCGUCCUCUUGCAGCAUAGCCAAUAAAAAACCUGAAUGCCUUGGAGGUGCUCAAGAAGAUGCAUCUAGCUGCCGUCUGACUGAGAAGCAGGCCAACCUGUUGAGUGUCCAGUGUCAAAAUAUCAGCAUAGAAGAUCAGGAAAGGGGGAAUCAAGUAAAUCUGGGUCAUAAUGCACACCAACUGGAAGAAAACCAAUAUGAUCAGCAAGAUAGGAAUGAAGGUGCGAUUCUAACAUGUCUUAUUAGCAAGCUGCCACCCGUAUUAGUCAUUCAACUCAACAGAUCUUUGGGGCCUCUUAAAGUGAGUGGACAUGUGAGCUUUAAGGAGAUCCUUGAUGUGGAGCCAUUCAUGGACCCCAGUUCUGAGGACAAAUUCAGUUCCCGCUAUCGUUUAGUUGGUGUCAUUGAGAACCGUGGCCUCAGCAUUCAUAUUGGGCAGUGCGUUGCUUAUGUGAGAGCAAACAAUCAGCAGCAGGGCAGUGGCUCUUCCUCAUGGUAUUGUGCAACCGAUGACGACAUCAAAGAAAUCUCUUUAGAAGAAGUUCUCAAGUGCGAGGCUUACCUUCUUUUCUAUGAGAGAAUGGGCUGCUAAGACUGUAAGACAUGUCUUGAAUUCUAUACACACCAAAGAAUCCGAAGAGCAAUCACAAAUGAAGCAGAUAUUUGAGAGUAUCAAGGUUUAUUUGGAUGGACAGUGACCCAAUCAUUGUAUAUACUGACGUGGGUUCGUGAUCAGGUCCAGUUUUGUCGUUGUGGCUGAAUGAUAUUUAGUCCUUGCAGGGCUUUGCCAACAUGUACGUACCUAGUUGGGGAUAUUAGCUGGUGUUCUUGAUCAUUUGAUCUGGUUACAGUCAUUCACAUUCUUUUUUUUCCUUUGUCCAUGAGGAAUAUAUUAGGGUUUUUUUGAACGAAAAAGAAAAACUUAAAAACAAAGCAGGAGUAAUGAAGUGAGAAAGUUGUGUA